AUGGAGCGUGUGGAGAAACCCUUGGGCUGCUCGGUGGAGGAUCUGAAAGCGUUGUUCUACUGUGAGCUGUGCGACAAGCAAUAUCUGCGACACCACGAGUUUGACAACCACAUCAACUCCUACGAUCACGCGCACAAGCAGAGGCUGAAGGAGCUGAAGCACAGGGAGUUCACCCGGAAUGUAGCGUCCAAAACAUGGAAGGACCAGCGCAAAGAGGAGCGAGCGCUGCGGAGGCUGCAUCAGCUGGCUCAUCUGCAGCUGCAGACUGAGAGGGUGACAAGGCGAAAUCACGGUCUGAGGAGUACGGUGCAGGCCACGGGUCAAAAUCCGGAUAAAUUCCACGAUCUGCAUGACCACGAGCAAGACGACAAACGCGACAAUCGCACCCACACCCCAGAAAAGCAACCCUGUAUCCAGCCAACACUAGCUUUACCUCAGAGAACUGAAAAGAUGUGCCCAGUAAGUUCACUUCAGCAGUCAACUCCAGUCUUAGCCUCGCAAUCCCCUCAAAUCCACAGCUUUGAACUCUGCCCUGACCCUUGCUCGAAAAGGCGGAUUGGCGGACGUCUCGGAGUGUCUUUCUGCUUUUCCCGCCGCGGCCCCAAACUAGAACCGUCCGCCUCCAUCUUCUCCGACUUAGAAGAGGACAAAAUGUUCAAGAAACGUGAGCAGAUGCGAGAGCGGAUACGGCGCAUCUUGAGAAACAUGGGAGAAAUUGGGACAGAGGGAGAGCAGAAUUCAGAGAGUGUCGGACUGAGCAGCAUGGGGCCCGUCCCCAGAGGGCCCGCCUCAGAAGGCUGCGAAAUUGAAAAAAGAGAUUUGGAGAAGGAACACGCUGCUAUUUCCACGGAAGCACAAGAUAAUCAGAGCAAUGAUUCACUGUUCCUGUCGGCAUGUGGCAAGGGGUUGGAAGAGGCGUGCACAGAACAGCGGUGUGCGACAAAUAACAAAUUUGAAGGACAGCAGAGUCAGUCUAUUUGUGUUCUGGGCAAAGACGGGACCACCCAGCUGAGAUGGCCAACAAGUUCAUUAAAGUUUACAAAGUCUGCACCGCACAUAUCCUACAGCAGCAACUUUCGCAACCACGAAAAACAAGACGAUCAAGAUGAGUCGUCUGCGCCUUGUGUAGCCGUUCCACACCAGACGGGAUUGGAGCAAAGUGAAGAGGCAUCGAAACCGCCGCUUGUAGACGGCAAGACACAAGAGCACCUGUUUCUCAAAGACAAACCCACCACAUCAAGCAGAGAAUUGCCAAGAAAACAAACCAUUGAGAUCUGCACUUUGCCAACAUCCCAUUCAUGUGGCUAUGAGAUUGAUGGGUUUGACUCCGCCGCCCAGAAUCGUCAGGUGGGGAGAUUAGAGGUUGCGGCGGAGAAAGCUAUCACAUCCCUGAGUUGUAAAUUAGAGCGUGUCAGCCAAAGAAGGCGCGAGAGUCCAACCAGGUGUGAUAGCAGCAGUGAGACAAUAUGCGGCAGCGUGAUGCAGGCGAAUAUGGGAGUUUCAAAGAUGUCACGCGAAAAGAAGACUAAUAGGAAACACAGGAUGGGGAAGCACAGGCGCAGAAGGAGGAAUUCGAACAAGCGACAAAUGUGCAAAGUGAAGAGUGUGGUGGUGACGUCGUGUAAAGAGUGGGGGGAGACAGGGGGGAGCGUGGGUGAGAGUGGAUGUGUCGCUGUGAGGAGCAGAAGGCCUCACAAGAGCUCAGAGCAGCAGCCCCGCCGUCACAGGCCGGCUGCUCCCUGGCGAUCGCACGUCCCCCUCUCUCCAGGAUCUGACUCCAAGAUGUUUUGGGAAAGAGGUCACCAUAGCAACCCCAGGAGUUUCAUUGACUGCUGUUACCCUGACAACAGCGGCGGUAACUGCCCUGCGAGAAAGCGAAAACUCCUCCACAGGGACAGGAAAUCCAUUCACAGUAAAAGAAAGAACUUGAGGCAUUGUGAGGAGGCGAGGGCAUUAGGGGAAGGUUGUGACGGGGCUUUUGUGUGUGACGCUGAGCAGUGGCAGUGGAGGAGUGGGGCGGGGCCCGGGGCCACCGCUCACAUCAGCGCGGCAGAGGACAAGUUUGAGCUCAGGUCCAGUGCGAGUCCAAAAGCCUGGGGACGCAGCACAGAGGACUGGGACAGAUGGACCUGUGGAAGCAACGACAGCUGGGAGGAGCCCACCACAUCCAGGUCUGAUAGGAAAGAGAGUCCAGGAAGAAGCCGCUGUUGGGGAAACAGAGCCACCAGUAGACACGUCUCAAGCCCUGAGUGGUGGAGCCGCCAGCUCCACAGCUCUCCCAGUGCGAGCCGGGUCAGCCCUCGCUCCUGCAGCCCUUGUAGCACUACUCUGUCAGAGCUGAGCUGGGAGUGGAGCACUUGCUCUGGGAUCUCCCUGGACAAGUUGACAGUUAGCUCCAAUAAGAGGCUCAGCCCAGCCUCAGUAAAAGCUUCUCCAGAGACACAGAGUAUAAGCAGCCCCACUUCCACCACAUCCAGCCUUUCCUCAGGCUCCUGUCCCACUUCUUCCCCCCACAGACCUCCACUGACUGUUCAUAAUGUAAGCACACCUCUGUGUGAACUAAGCGAGACCCGCUCUCAUGAGGCCAUCUCCCCAAACACAGACUGUAACGCCAACAUUAUUCUUCCAGGACUUUAUACAACUCAGACUUUGUCCCAAAAAUCUGCUAGAACAUUACACUUCCCUCUCAUAGGAAAACGACCUGCUAUCCAGAGAAAAGCCAGACUAAAGAGGUGUCUUAUAGACCGGGGUAAAAAUAAAGAAGCCGAUGAGACUGAGGAGGAGGAGGCCAAAGCCAUGCAGCUGGAAGCAGGAGCUGAAGUAAACAAUCAGGACAUCAGUCAUGAGCUAAGCACAAGGAGUAGCUUGAAUCUCAGGGGCCGUGACACGCAGAGCAGUGUGGAGGCAGCUCCACCUGUCAGCUUCAGCCCAGACGAGAUGGACAAGUACAGGCUGCUACAGGAGCAGGCCCGAGAGCACAUGCAGAAGGUGCUGGAGCUCAGCCAGGACACGGAGAAAAGGCCCCACACAAAGUACUGUGCGAGUGGGCGCACUCAGGAGCCAGGAGCAGGGAAGGAGCAGUUCACAGCUGUACACACUCUGCAGCACACACUACAGAUACCUCUGCCUCUCCCACACGAGAGCUACACCACCGCCUUACCCCUCCCGGCCCCCCCUCUUCCCCAUUCUCCUCCUCUGCCCAACAUGCACCACAUCCUGGUUCCUCCCCGCUCGCCCCCCACCCCCCCUCUGCAUCUGUCUCUGCACCACCUGUCUCCACACGGGCCUCCUCCUAUGCACCUGCCUGCACUCUUCCCCUCCAUCCUGCUGUCCCAUCGGCCCCUCCCCCUGCUGCACCCCUCUGUGUCCUUUCACACGGCUCUCUCCCCCCUCACGCUGCCUCUGCCCCCACAGCCUUUCCUGGACCGCGCGUGGACAGUCCGGUUCCCACAAAAGGCUUUAUGA
This is a messenger RNA of Knipowitschia caucasica, 3465 nucleotides long. The record is from the annotation of a GenBank genome assembly. NCBI's taxonomy places the organism in Eukaryota, Metazoa, Chordata, Actinopteri, Gobiiformes, Gobiidae.